AAAAAUGAAGAAUCUCUUCUCUCUCUACGUCCCUCUCUCUCUCAUCCUCAUCCUCCUCGUCUCGCUCCCUCUCCGGCGCGCCACUCCGACGUUCCGCCAGACCUGCGCGACCCCCGCCAGCGUCGAGGAGGCCUGCAAGUCGGCGGCAGACAAGCACUCGGCAGUCUCCCUCCAGCACUGCAUCUCCGCGCUCGGCUCCGACCCCCGCAGCCACUCCGCCGACCUCCACGGCCUCGCGGCCGUGGCGGUCAAGCUCGCCAUCGACCACGCGACGAGCACCGAGUCGAAGAUCGACGACCUGAUCGACCUGGAGCCGACCCCCUCCGUAAAGGAGAGGCUCAGCUCCUGCCUGGAGGUCUACUCCGACGCCGUCGACAGCCUCCGCAACGCGCUCGACAACCUGAAUGCCAGGCUCUACGACAAGGCCACGAAUCUGCUCACCUCUUCGCUCGACGCGGCGGAGAGCUGCGAGAAGGUGCUGCAGGGGGCGAAGGGGCUGUCUCCUGCCCACGUGGCGCUGCAGAGGUAG
This is a messenger RNA of Ananas comosus (pineapple), 529 nucleotides long. Its product is annotated as putative invertase inhibitor. The record is from RefSeq and is a predicted model, not a curated record. The coding region runs from base 5 to 529 and encodes 174 amino acids. NCBI's taxonomy places the organism in Eukaryota, Viridiplantae, Streptophyta, Magnoliopsida, Poales, Bromeliaceae. Gene Ontology annotation, molecular function: enzyme inhibitor activity. The transcript is spliced from 2 exons.